Symbiodinium pilosum is the source of this 2067-nucleotide messenger RNA. Lineage: Eukaryota; Dinophyceae; Suessiales; Symbiodiniaceae. The record is from the annotation of a GenBank genome assembly.
AUGGCCAAUGUCUUGCUGCUAUUUGCGCCGUGUGCCACGCGACUGCUGUCAUUGGAUGAAUCCUUGGCUCUCGAGUCUGAUGCGGGCACGAUCGCGGGCACCGAAAAUGCCGCCUGGAUGAAAGCGGAAGCACGGAAGUGGGUGAAAGCAGAUGUCGACCUCCGUGCAAAGCUGCAGGAGUUUGGUGCCCGGUCUAGGCCGAUGCUGUUGGUGACGGCAGCAGAUGCAGAGCCGGCGCGCGUGCUGGCGCAGUUAGCAGCGGCGCAGCCCUUGGAGCAGUUCAUCGGAGCUAAGCAACAGGAAUUGCGGGUCGUCAACGCCGGGCGAUGGCAAGCACUAAGCGGGACGCUGCUGCACUCCGUUCAAGAUGCACACAAGCGCGGCAGGUGGCUGCUCCUGGAGCACAUCCACCUUGUGGCCUCCUGGCUGCCGCAGUUGGACGCUUUCCUGGCAACGAUCCUGGAGGAUGGCGGAGACUUCUUUGACCGGUCUCAGGGCUCGGCACUCCCCGGCUUCCGGCUCUUUCUGUCGACUUCCACAAACGUCUUUUCCCAAACGCUUCCGGCCGCCCUCAUCCUGAAAUGCGUCCGUGUCGCUUGGGAGCUACCACGAGGAUCCAAGGCGCUUCUUCAACGGGCAGGCGCAGGCAUGAUGUUCAAGGAAAGGUCCGAAAAGGAGAAAGCAAAGGGCAAGGAGCGGCAGGAGCGACUCUGGGACGUUUGUGCCGGAAUGGAACAGGGCCGAGUGCUGCUCGUGGCCUUGGCUCGCUUCCAGGCACUGCUCCAACAACAUCCCCCCUGCGAUCAGGAGCUCACUUUCCAUUUGGCUAUCUCCCUCUUUGAAGAUCUGUGCAUCGUCCAGAAGACAUCCGCAGAGUCAGAGGGAUCCUGUUCGGCGGAGCUCUGCGACCACCUCAUGCAGGCCUAUGCAAAUGGAGAGCUGCCGCGGCGAUGCCUCGAGGCCAUCUUCCAGGGCUUUGUCAAAGAGCCAAGCAAGACGCUCUCGGCGAUCUCCGCCCCCAACUUCUCAAGCGCAACCUUCGAGUCAGCACUGGAUCUCCUGGGUCAGCUCGAGGUUGAGGAGCCGAGCCUUGCAAAGGCAGAGAACGAUACAUCUCAGCUGCUCCGGUUUCUGGCAAGAUCCGCUGAUAGAUCACUGGCACAUACACCUGCUUUGUGGAAAUCCGAAGCAGGCGAAGCAGGCGAAGCCUUGAAGCUGGCUGUCCACCUCCUGGAGGAGUUGCCGCCAGCGAGCCACGCUCCAGCCAACAGCAGUGGCAGCGACACCUCCGAGGAAGAAGAGGAGCUGCCACGGGCCGUGUCCACGUCGCUGAGCAAUUUUCUGCAGCGCGAGCUCCUAGAAGCAGCUCGCCUGCUGAAAAGAGCUCGCAAGAGCCUCGAGGCGCUGAUCGCUCACUUGGAAGGCGUGGCCUUCUCAGACGACCUGGAGGCUCUGCAGCAGGACCUGUGCUCUGGCUGCGUACCAGAGUCCUGGAGACACGCGCUGAUGGUGGCACCUCGAAAAGCUUUGACAUCCUGGACGGAGGACGUUUCGCGUCGUGUGCGCGCAAUCCGUGCCUGGCACCAGAGUGGAAAGGCUCCUUGUUGCUUCUACUUGUCGGAUUUCCUGAAUCCACAAGGCUUCCUUAUUGCCAUACUUCAGGGCACGGCUCGAUUGCGCCGAUCUUCUGUCGAAAGGAUGCGCUUCGAGCAUCGGGUGGAGCAUUUGCUUUCCAAUGAGGAGGAGGUCCGACAGCAGUUGAAGGCCGACCACGCCUUGGUGGACACGGCCUUCGAAGGUGUCUACUUGGCGGGUCUUUUCCUCGAGGGUGCAUCCUGGAGCCGGCGCAAAGGCAUUCUUGAGGAAAGGGACCCGCAGCAGCGCUGGUCAGCACUGCCUGUCCUUCGCUUCCAUCCUGUGGACGGGCGGCAGGAGGCUUUGUCUGCAGCACCGCGCGAAGCGAGGGCGUCACUGUCGCCAGCAAAAGGUCCGACUCCGAGCGCGAAAGCCGCGCAAGUGUCAGGACGUGUACAGGAGGCUCUCCGUCGCAGGCGCCGAAGGCAUUGA